AAUCAAGAUGGGUAAAGUAAUUCUUGUACUUUCUGUGCUCGCGGUCUUUUUGGUCGCUGAGUCAUCAUGCCAGAAAUUCAUUAGACCUACGUACAGACCUCCACGGCCACGUUACACAGUGGGACCAGUUCGUCCUCAUUUAAGAAUUCGCCGUGAUGCGGGUGACGAGCCGCUCUGGUUGUAUCAAGGAGACGUACCGAAGGCGCCUUCGUCGGGUGAUCACCCAGUGCUCCCAUCUAUCAUUGACGACGUGAAACUGGACCCCAACAGGAGGACGGCGCGCAGUCUGGGCACUCCCUCCCACGUGUCGCACGGAGGAAACAGCCGGAAGUCCUCCAGCCGGGACACCGGACCCACUCACCCGGGGUACAACCGGCGUAACGCGAGGUCUAUUAACAAACGAUUAAGCCAUAGGAUACCCAUACCCACCACGCCACCGUUCAAUCCUCGUCCUCCGAAGAUGCCCAUCUACGCCAGGAACCACUAGGACCAGUAUACACUUGGUAACUUUGGCAGUCGGUACCUAAGUACAUCAAUGUAAUUUGCUCUUUAUUUGUCAAUAUUGGUACCUACCCGUACCGUACUUAAUAAUUAUUUUUAAUUUUUUAUGUACCUCUAUUUGUUAUGUGAUACGUCUAAUGUAUUGUUGCAAUGUACUUACAUUAAAUAAACUGUUUUACAAAAUA
This is a messenger RNA of Spodoptera litura, 686 nucleotides long. Its product is annotated as lebocin-4. The record is from RefSeq and is a predicted model, not a curated record. Lineage: Eukaryota; Metazoa; Arthropoda; Insecta; Lepidoptera; Noctuidae.